UCUUAACUGUUUUCCAUCUUGUCAAACUUGACGUCCGCCGCCACUAGGCUCGUGUUAUCAUCCUUUUUCUGUUUUUCUGUUCAUUUUGUAAUAAAACAAAUUCCCCAAUCAUGUCCUUCAAUAAAAACUGGAACAUCGACUCGUAUCGUACAGAAUACGAAAGCGAAGAGCACUGGCAACUGCGGCGUCGCUUCAUGGAAGUUCACAAAAACAAAUUCCCCGAGGACGAGCUUGUUUGCCUGGCCCAGGUUUUCACCAAUGUCGAAUUCAUGGGCUGUAAAUAUCCCGACGAGACAAUGCGACUGGUCGGCGAACUAUCACAGGAUGUGGCCAAGGAGUUCCGCGAGGGGCGCGCCAAAAAGAUAAAGCGAACAUUCGUGAAGGCGUCGGACGCGGCGGAGGCGCGCGCCAAAGGAAGUGGAAAGUCCCGCACAUUUUCACACGCAGAUCGGGAAGGGGGGCCGCCGCGGAAGCAGCUGGGGGUGAGCCUGUUGUCAGGCCUUCCCUUUGGUAACUUCAUACUCAUGAUCUGUCCUGGGUACCGGGAAUCGAUCGCCGUUUCCGGGAGACGUUGUGGAGUGAAGGUCGAAGAGAAGGAAACGAUGACUUACGCAGAGAAGAGAGUCGAGCUUUUCGUCAAUGGAAAGUUGGCCGGGUGUGGCUGCGGAGCCAGCAUAAAAAUUGCAAAACAGAACGCAUUCGAAACUGCAAUGGCAAAGCUCCAGGAGGAUUGCUUCACAAUAAAGCCAAAGCCCAACCCGGAUCGAAUCGACAUCACAAAGAACAACGAGACCAUUCUCUGCAACCUCAAAUCAUCCGACGUGGAGACGACAGUCGACCCAAACAAUAUUGGGUACAAAAUAAUGAGAAAAUUGGGCUGGACAGGCGGUGGUUUGGGCUCGGCACAGUCGGGCCAGAAAAAUCCUGUCGAUUAUUUGAUCAAGAACAAUCGCCGCGGACUCGGCAACGAGAGCGGUGACAUCAACAAGUCUUACUUCAAGACGAUGCUGCAAAAUUAUGUGCGCAGCGAUGAUAUCCGCGAUUUGUUCUUCGAUUCGAACUUCACAAAGGACGAGCGAGCCGAACUGCAUGGCCUCGCCGGUACCAUUGGCCUGAAAUCAGUCAGUUCCGGCAAAGAACCCAACCGACAUCUUGUCAUCAGCAAAAAAGACAUCAGUUUCCUGCAAAUUCUACAAGAGAUUCUGUUCAACAGGAACCCAAUGUACAUCAACAAAUACGAAGUGACGGCUCCUGUGUCGAAAAGAAAUGAAUUUCCCGAUCAUCUGGCGUUCACGGCACCCGCAACCUAGGAUGCGGCGCGUAUGCAUUUUAUUUUGGAACAUUCUCAUCUCAUCUGCGUGUGAAAUAGGCUAAGGACGAUAAGUAAAUUAUAUGAAACGGAAAAAUUCGCAUUUCAAUUGA
Hermetia illucens (black soldier fly) is the source of this 1422-nucleotide messenger RNA. RefSeq lists its product as uncharacterized. Gene Ontology annotation, molecular function: nucleic acid binding. The transcript has 6 exons. The record is from RefSeq and is a predicted model, not a curated record. Lineage: Eukaryota; Metazoa; Arthropoda; Insecta; Diptera; Stratiomyidae. The coding region runs from base 111 to 1310 and encodes 399 amino acids.